Messenger RNA from Aureobasidium melanogenum CBS 110374, 1488 nucleotides. RefSeq lists its product as uncharacterized. Gene Ontology annotation, cellular component: membrane. Bases 1 to 1488 code for a protein of 495 amino acids. NCBI's taxonomy places the organism in Eukaryota, Fungi, Ascomycota, Dothideomycetes, Dothideales, Saccotheciaceae. The transcript is spliced from 3 exons. The record is from RefSeq and is a predicted model, not a curated record. Gene Ontology annotation, molecular function: peptidyl-prolyl cis-trans isomerase activity.
AUGCACACCACUAAGCUCCCGCUCCUCAUUGCUUCGGCUGCUAUCCUCUCCAUUCCCACCGCCGUUCUUGCUGCCGAUGACCACUUGAGUGGCCCUACGACUAAGGUCACCGCUAGCGGACUCGAAAUCGUCACGGCCAAUCCCAAGACAUGCAAACGUCCUACCAAAUCUGGUGACGAGAUCAGUGUACACUACCGUGGCAAGCUGCUGUCUGACGGCACCGUAUUCGAUGAGUCAUACAGUCGUGGAGUGCCUCUCGACUUCAAGCUUGGUGUUGGCGAGGUGAUAAAAGGAUGGGAUGAGGGCUUGUCAGACGCUUGUGUUGGUGAACAAAGGAAGCUGGUCAUUCCUCCAGAACUGGCCUAUGGACAUAGCGAUCUCGGUGUCAUCCCUCCAGACAGCACAUUGAUCUUCGAUACAGAGCUUAUUCAGAUAGCUGGUGUACCCGUCGAGGCUGAAGAGCCUGCGCUCAGGCCCGAAGAACUGCUACCACCACCUCCGAUUCCGCAGGACGAUUUCCCUCCACCCCCACAUCCACAGUCCGGCACCGGGUCUGAGAAGGGUCCUAAGGGUAUGAUGCAAGCACAAGAUGGCGAGUGUAAGCUUCUAGGUCCUUUUGCCCUUGUCGUUCAGGCUGCACUAGGUGCCCUCGCUCUGCUUUCUCUUGUUUUCAAGCGCUGGAGAGAACGUCCACGACGCCCACUCAAGAUCUGGUUCUUUGAUGUUUCCAAGCAGGUGGCCGGUACUUUCCUGCUGCAUCUCGCCAACUUGGGCAUGUCUAUGUUCUCAUCGGGCAAGUUCGAUCUGGCCAGCACAAAACCCGAGGAUAUUUCUGCAAGUGUCUCUGCUGUUACUGCUGACGACGGCAACAUGCCAAAUCCCUGUUCAUUCUAUCUUCUGAACCUGGCUAUUGAUACUACUAUUGGCAUCCCUGUCCUUGUCAUAUUAUUACGUGUCCUACACAAUCUAUUCGCAAGAACUCCCAUCGCAAACCCGCCAGAGUCGAUCAAGUCUGGUUAUUAUGGCAACCCACCACGAGCCACUUGGUGGCUCAAGCAGUCUAUCAUCUACUUCCUGGGACUGUUCGGCAUGAAGCUGUUCGUCUUCUUGCUCUUUGCAAUGCUCCCAUGGUUGCCAUGGGUUGGUGACUGGGCUCUGCGCUGGACCGAAGGCAAUGAAGCCCUUCAGAUUGCAUUCGUGAUGUUCAUCUUCCCUGUGGCUAUGAACGCCAUCCAAUACUACAUCAUCGACAGCUUCAUCAAGAGCAAGGAAUCUGAUAGAGAAGGUUUCCAGGCAGUGCCUACCGAGGACGAUGAAGAGCACAGGGGAGAUGGUGUCGGCGUGAAUGAUGAAGACAGGUCUAAGAGAAGAGACAGAGUUAGCACAGCGGAACAUGUGACCGAGGCUAAUCCCACAGUAGUGCCGUCUUACGACCAUGAUUCGGAUGCUGAAGCCUCGAGCGGGAGUAGCUUGAAUCAUAGGAAGUAA